AUGGAAAGACUACGGCUGGGCUCUCGCAUAUAUGCGAAAGGUGGGACAGUAUGGGUUCAAAAGGCAUGCUAUUCGUCCCGAACCUGUAGUCCAUUGGCAAGAUACGACGAGCUUGUCGAUAAGGAACGACUGAGAGAUGAUCCGCAUCAAAGGCGUGUCAUAAAGUCACUGAGUGGUUUGCAUGCCGACUUGGUUAAUUACAGGCCUCCUGAAGUACGUGAUCCCAGUGCCUUAAGCCAGGUGGGCUGGAGAUCUAGCUACUUGGGCAAGCUAUUGUUUUCACAGAAAUACUCGACGGAGGGUAUUCCCAAGGGCCUCUAUCUGUACGGCGACGUGGGGUGCGGGAAGACCAUGCUUAUGGAUCUAUUCUACUCAACCAUCCCGCCACACCUCUCCAAGCGUAGGAUGCACUUCCACCAAUUCAUACAGUAUGUUCACAAAAGAUCGCACGAACUCGUGCACGAACUUAAUUUGGAUGCUUUGGGGUCUGCCAAGCAUAAGGACAUCGACUCUAUCCCAUUUCUGGCGACCGAAAUCGCUCGAAAAUCCCGCGUUCUAUGUUUUGACGAAUUUCAGGUUACAGACGUUGCUGACGCUAUGAUGCUUAGGAGACUUAUAACAGCACUACUCUCCACCAGGUACGGGGUCGUGCUGUUUGCUACAAGCAACCGCAAACCGGAUGAUCUGUACAUCAAUGGUAUCCAGCGUGAGUCUUUUAUUCCUUGCAUAGAGCUCUUGAAGGCACGAACGCAGGUGGUGAACUUGGACUCCAAAACCGAUUACCGAAAAGUCAGCAAGCCUGUUUCCCCCGUGUAUUACUUUCCCAGUAAGGGAACCAAGUACAGAUCCCCCGAGUGCGCCUCCGAGAGACACAAACACAUCGAGCAAUGGUACAGCUAUUUCUCUCAGCUGGAGAGUGAAGAUGGCCUUGAAGUCUCUAUAACGGGCUCGCGACCAGUCCAUGAGACCCUCACAGACUAUAAGCUGAAUGUGUGGGGCAGAGAAUUAAACGUUCCCAAAUGCACACCACAAAGAGUGGCACAGUUCAGCUUCAAAGAGCUUUGCGGCCAGCCACUUGCGGCCGGGGACUACCUGGCCCUUUCCACUUCUUUCAAAAGCUUUGUCAUCACCGAUAUUCCAUAUUUAUCUAUCAACGUACGUGACGAAGUCCGUAGAUUCAUCACAUUUCUAGACGCCGUUUACGACAAUGGCGGGAAACUGGCCACUACCGCAGCGGGCCCCUUCCAAAAACUUUUUGUCGAACCAGAGGCUGUUCUUAAUGACUAUCAGUUGCGCUCUGAAAAGCCCGGUGCUGGGGUGUUAGGCAAGCCACUUGACUCCAACAUUUUCACACUUGACGAGGAGCGAUUCGCAUUUGCCAGGGCUCUCAGUAGGCUUACACAGAUGAGUUCUAUGGAGUGGGUCGAGAAGUGA
Messenger RNA from Lachancea dasiensis, 1434 nucleotides. The record is from the annotation of a GenBank genome assembly. Lineage: Eukaryota; Fungi; Ascomycota; Saccharomycetes; Saccharomycetales; Saccharomycetaceae.